Molecule: messenger RNA, 1216 nt
Organism: Eruca vesicaria subsp. sativa (arugula)
Lineage: Eukaryota; Viridiplantae; Streptophyta; Magnoliopsida; Brassicales; Brassicaceae
Source: the annotation of a GenBank genome assembly
CGGCGACCUUUAAUGGGAUCCUUAACUUUUUUUUUUGUCAACCUAUGUCAUUCAUUUUAAAGCCCGAAGGCAAUUACAAGUGGAUAUGGGUUCUAAAAUUACAAAUGAGGCUUCAUAUUACAAAAGUCCAAAGGAAAACACGAUUUGGCUAUCCCAUGGCUAUCUCAUCGCAAUUAUGUGAAGCCACGCGUCACGUCCUCAAAGCUCUGUGUUGCGCCCACGCGUCGUUCAUGCAGAAAAGCUUCCACCGCUUCGCAGACUCCACCGCCAGAUGCAUCUCCACCGUGAGCUUCGCCGGAACCGUUGCUUCUCGUUUUUCCUCCUUUAGCAGUUGAAGACAGAGAACGUCAUCGUCCUACAGGCUUCAAUCUCUCAUAGAUCCACUUAUAAAACUCCCUCCUCAUAACCACCGUUGAAUCUUCAAACCUUUCUUCUAAAUCGCCAGAGAUAAAAGCCACCGGAACUUCAAAAAGACAUACACCCGAUCCUUUUUGAAACACUUUCCCUUAUGGAAAGCUUCAAUCUGCUGAAUCUGUGCAUAAUCUUCGAAGUUAAAUCGAUAAAACUCAAUUUCCUAUCCACUAAAGAUACUUUGCUAAUAUAUCGAAAGAAAAGAUUGACUCCUUUUUUUGAAAUAGGAUUUUGAGGAUGACUAACGAUGUAGAGAAAAGCUACAGGUUCAAACGGAAUAUCCAAAUUCUUGGACAUAGCAUAAGAACAGAGGAGAAGAGGACUUAGAACUGAAACUUUAUUUAGUUCACCCAGAUCAUAUGAAGAUAAGCGUGAAGAACAUAUACGUCUGGGUUGAAAACACAACAAAAAUCCGCUUCCGGAUAUAACAAAAUCGCCUUAGCGAAGAGUGAAAUCGCCUUGCGAAAAAACAAAAUCGAUCCUAAGAUCGAAAUAUUUACAUUAAAAGAUGAAGCUUCUCAUCUCUUCUUCCCCAGUGAGAGAUACAGAGAGUGGGAACGAGGAGAAAGAUGGCGACGCUAUCUCUUCUCCAUUCUCACUUACCGAUAUUACUUUCUUUUUUUCCAUUGAUUGCAAUCUUAAAGGUCGCUCAUCAAUCAGAAGAACCAAGCUCCAGAUUCCUUCAAACGUGCUUGUGUUUAGACGGGGACACAAGAAUCUAAACUGGGUUCAACUCCAAACCAACCAGAGAUUCGUCCGCAAAUCGCUUGGUGAUGAUUCCUCAACUCCAGCUGAAGAAACUUAG